Molecule: messenger RNA, 2381 nt
Organism: Cicer arietinum (chickpea)
Lineage: Eukaryota; Viridiplantae; Streptophyta; Magnoliopsida; Fabales; Fabaceae
Product: cation/calcium exchanger 2-like
Biological process (GO): monoatomic cation transport; transmembrane transport
Cellular component (GO): membrane
Molecular function (GO): monoatomic cation transmembrane transporter activity
Source: RefSeq, a predicted model, not a curated record
CCAUUGAAUUUAUUUGAAUUAAUGGGAAUAAUUUCUUACCGACUACCCACUCGGUUUUAUCCUCUCUAUAAUAUGCCUUUAACCAUUCUCAAAUUAUUCUUUAAAACUCAACUCUAAAGACAUGUGUAGCAUAAACUUCUAGUAUUUUUUUUAGCAAUCUAAAAUCAUUCGAUGAUGUACCAUCUUAUCCAUAUUGAUAUUAUUAUCAUACAAUUCUAAUUAUUUUUUUUUUUUUGCCUCAUUCUCACUCAACCUCUUCUACCUCUUCCUUUCAUUCAAUAAAAUUCUUCAAAAAUCAGAAUUUGACUUGUAUUCAUUUGAGGGUUUAUUCCUUUCUUUCAUUUUCUAGCUGUUUUUUUUUUUCAAUUGUGUGAUUUUUAGCUUAAUUUCUUGUUUUUCUUCAUGCCCAAAAAUGCAUAUGGUUUUCCUUAAUAAUCAAGUUACCAUCUUUUAGCAAUUCUUAAAAUUGGGGUGUGAGUCUCUCUCUCUCUCUCUCUCAACAUGGCUAUCAAAGUUUAUUUGUCCAAAUACACCUUUUUCAUGGACAUCUCUUUCCUCUUGUUGAUUUGUGUUUUCAUGAUUAUUCACUUCAACACACCAAAAGAAGAUAUUUUUAUGGUUCUAAGAAAUAAAAACAACCACUCUACCUUUGAUGAUGUCAAUGAUGAACAAGGAUGCAAUACUUUAGACAACAUAGGUGACUACAAAGCCAAGUGUGUGUACCUUAAAUCCAAUGAUUCAUGUGUCUCUCAAGGCUACAUUGAUUACCUUUACCUUUUCUAUUGCAAAUUUGGAAAAUUUCCUUUUUUGGGUUAUACCCUUUUGUUUUCUUGUCUUUUAAUUAUUUUUUAUUUAUUGGCUAAUACAACUUCUUAUUAUUUUUGUCCUUCACUUGAAAAUUUAUCAAAGUUAUUAAGAUUGUCACCAACAAUUGCUGGUGUCACUCUUCUCUCUCUUGGUAAUGGUGCUUGUGAUGUUUUUUCUAGUCUUGUCUCUUUUCAAGUAAGUGGGACCCGCAAUAUUGGUUUGAACACAAUUAUUGGAGGUGUUUUUUUUGUGACAUGUGUUGUUGUUGGGAUAGUUAGCAUUUCAAUUAGUAAAAGAGGGAUUCAUGUUAUGAAGUAUGCUUUUGUAAGAGAUGUUUGUGUUCUACUUUUUGUUCUUCUUUGUUUGCUUUGUGUUUUGAUCAUUGGUGAGAUCAAUGUUUUUGGAGCAAUUGGUUUUUGUUUUAUGUAUUUUGUUUAUGUAAUUGUUGUUUAUGUCUCAUCUACCAAAUGGAAAGAUAGUGAUGUUGGUUGCGGUGAUGAUGAAAAGGAAAAUUAUGGAAAUGAAUUGAAUUUGAAUGUGUCUCUUCUAAACGGUGUGAAGAAAGGAUCUAAUAUUGAUUAUGUUGAAAAUGGUAUUCAAGAAUGUGAUUUGAAUAUAGAGAAAAAUUGUUGCUUCAUAAGAUCUUCAAUAUGUAGAAUUUUAUUUUGUGUUCUUGAGAUGCCACUUUAUUUACCAAGGAGAUUAACAAUUCCUAUUGUCAAUGAAGAGAAAUGGUCAAAGCUAUAUGGUGUUUCUUCAAUGAUAUUAGCACCAAUUCUCUUAUCUUUUCUAUGGAACACUCAAAAGGGACAUAGUAUUUUUAGCACAAGCCUUAUUGUUUAUGGAAUUGGAUUAUUGGUUGGAAUUAUAUUUGGUGUGAUAGCAUUUUUCACAACAAAUACUUCAAUGCCACCAAAAAAGUGCUUAUUUCCUUGGCUUGUAGGAGGGUUUAUAAUGAGUGUGGCAUGGAGUUACAUUAUAGCUCAAGAGUUGGUUGGAUUGUUGGUUUCAAUUGGUUUAAUUUGUAGAAUUAGUCCUUCAAUAUUAGGGUUAACAAUUCUUGCUUGGGGGAAUUCAAUUGGUGAUUUGAUAACAAAUUUAACAUUGGCUUUAAAUGGUGGACAAGAGGGGGUUCAAAUAGCAAUUUCAGGUUGUUAUGCUGGCCCAAUUUUUAAUACCCUUGUUGGAUUAGGAUUGUCUCUUGUAAGUUCUACAUGGUCACAAUAUCCACAACCUAUUUUGAUCCCUAAAGAUCCAUAUUUAUGGGAGACAUUGGUAUUUUUGGUGGUUGGAUUGGUUUUUGCACUAGUGGUUUUGAUCAAAAAAGAUAUGAAAGUUGAUGGAUUAUUGGGAGGAGGGCUUUUAGUUGUUUACUUCAUUUCUCUGUUUUUGAGGUUAAUUCAAACACAAGGGUCUCUCCAAUUUUAGGAUAGGUAAGGUUUAGAUUCUUAGUAUUUAGAAUACAACAUGUUUAAGGCUUGUCAUCAAACUCUUAUAACCAAUGACAAAUAGUAACAAAAUGUUUGGACUAAGUGAUCAAUGAGUUUCUAUUAAUAACGAUUUAUUUGGAAAAA